AUGGUGACUUCUCAAGCCCUUGCUAUUUUAAUUUUAAGUGUAAAUUGUAUUUCUGCAUUUCUUCUGUUUAAAAGUAAUGGGCAGGAAUCAUUAUGGAAAAUGAAUUUAAACGUCAAAGAAGAAAAACAAAAUGCUAACACGGAUUUUGAAUGUUCUAAUGGAUUCUGCAAAUUUCUAAAUCAUACCGACGGUCAAGGUGACGCUCUCAUUCUGACGCCCCUUAUUGAGACUGGAAAGAUAGCACAAGCGAGGAAUCUUUCAAUAGUAGACCCCAGCCAUUUCGCCGGUGUAAACUCACAUGCAGCUUACUUUACUGUGAACAAAACAAAUAAGUGGCACUUGUUCUUCUGGUAUUUUCCUGCAGAAAAUGUUCCUUUAGAAAGUACACCACUCAUUAUCUGGUUACAAGGUGGUCCUGGUAGCUCUUCCUUUUUUGGAUUAUUUGAAGAAAUAGGUCCUUUACAAAUUACAAAUGGAAAAGUGGAACGAAAACCCAUCACGUGGGGAAGCAAUUACUCUCUUCUAUUCAUUGACAAUCCUGUUGGUAGUGGAUUUAGCUUCACAGAAAAUCCUAACCUCUACGCCAGGGAUGAAAAUACGGUAGGGCAAUCUCUCCUCAACUUUCUUCAACAGUUUCUACAAGUUUUUUCAGAACUGAGGCAAGCUCCCCUUUUUAUUGCCGGCGAGUCGUAUGCUGGCAAAUAUAUCCCUGCUUUUGGAUAUUACAUCCAUCACAACAAAAAUGAUUCAAUGCCUAUCAAUCUUAAGGGAUUAGCAAUUGGUAAUGGCUGGACUGAUCCUCCAACACUGAUGCACUAUUCAGAGUUUGCGUUACAAGUGGGGCUACUAGAUCCUAAGCAAGCUGCAAAAGUGCAUCAAUUUGAAGAAGAUUCUCGAAACUGUUGGAACAAAAGGAAUAUGUCAUGCUUUACAUAUAAUGCAGAUAGAGCUUACACUACCUUAAUUUACAACGCUCCUGUAAGUCAAUAUAAUUAUUUGAAGGAUGCGUCAAACAAAAUUAAUGUAACGCCUUUUAGCGACUUUUUAAACAAGGCCCAGAUUCAGGACUUAUUGCACGUGAAAAAGAUGAAAUAUUAUCCACUUAACUAUGUUGUAUAUGGAAAUUUAUACUCUGAUUUUUAUUUAACGGUAAAACCUUGGCUGGAAGAAUUGUUGGAACACUACGGAGUGAUGUGCUACAGUGGACAAUUGGACGUGAUAGUUGCUUAUGCGCUAGCAGUUCACACGUACCAAAGUCUUAAGUGGUCCGGACAGAACGCCUACUUGAACGCCACUAGGUUUCCUCUUGUCGAUGAAGUUGAUAACAGUAAAAUUAUUUCCUUCGUUAAAGCAAGUGGCAACUUUAUGGAUGUAAUGGUUCGCGGAGCGGGACAUAUGGUUCCUGCAGACCAGCCGCGCGCCGCCAAACAGGUUAUAGACAUGUUUAUAAAAAAAUUCAAAUAA
Arctia plantaginis is the source of this 1464-nucleotide messenger RNA. NCBI's taxonomy places the organism in Eukaryota, Metazoa, Arthropoda, Insecta, Lepidoptera, Erebidae. The record is from the annotation of a GenBank genome assembly.